CAAGAAGAUUCAACUUCUGAUCUUUUCCAGUCUUUUCCCAUUUUCAUUAAUUGUCUUACCUUUGCUUUUGUAGUGAGCAAUUUUACUGAUCAGUCAAUUUUAACCGCAAUCAUGAGUCAGGCAGAGAUAGCUAAGAGCAAAACGUCGAUGAUGGGUGUGAAGAGCCAGCCCAGUGUGAAAUCCGUAACGACUUUUGAUCAAAAGUCCAUGAGCAGGCUCAAAGUGAGACGGGCUUCCUUUGGGUACAGCGGUGUUCCUGGUAUCAGACCGGUGGAGAGAACUUCUCAACUUGGAAUAGAAUUCAAGCGUCCGCCAAUGCUCUUUCUUAACACUUUUCAAUUGGAGCCAAAGCCGAAAUUUCACAUAGCCCAAGUAAAGGCGGUAGUUGAAGAAAUGCUGGACAGUAAUUUUACUGGACACAAAUACAAUGUGCAGGAGUCUACUGGCUUGACCAUUCGUCUUACGAAUGAGCUCAUGAGGAAAAUCAAGACGAUGGGGUUCAACAGGCAUCGCAUCAUCACCAUCGUCACCAUUGGCCAGAAGAGGGCCCAAAGUUAUAAUAACGCCCUUGCUUUUGUAUGGGACCAUGAGAGGGAUUCGUAUGUCAAUACGCAGCGGGAAGUCAGCAGUGCUUUCAUACAAGUAACGGUUCUAGCAGUUUAUCUGGACUAA
Messenger RNA from Ostrinia furnacalis (Asian corn borer), 672 nucleotides. Its product is annotated as tctex1 domain-containing protein 1-like. Bases 112 to 672 code for a protein of 186 amino acids. Gene Ontology annotation, cellular component: cytoplasm; cytoplasmic dynein complex. Lineage: Eukaryota; Metazoa; Arthropoda; Insecta; Lepidoptera; Crambidae. The record is from RefSeq and is a predicted model, not a curated record. The transcript is spliced from 3 exons. Gene Ontology annotation, biological process: microtubule-based movement. Gene Ontology annotation, molecular function: dynein intermediate chain binding.